AUUAACCCUAUCACAUCUGUAAUCAUCCUAAUCUUUGUAGCUCUAAUACUUCCUAUUAUAUUAUCCUCAACUAACAUCUAUAAAACCUAUAGCUUCUCUAAUCACGCUACAUCAAUAAUUAAGUACUCAUUUAUAUUAAGCCUUAUUCCACUAUGCACUCUAUUUUAUUCCAAUACCGAACUUCUAAUUACCAGUUGACACUGAGUAACUAUCAAUACAAUUAAAUUAUCCAUUAACCUUAAAUUUGACUUCUUCUGUAUCAUUUUCCUAUCAGUAGCCCUAUUCGUCACCUGAUCCAUUAUAGAAUUUUCCUCAUGAUAUAUACAUUCCGACCCCAACUUAAAUCGAUUUAUUAAAUACCUACUACUAUUUCUUAUUACCAUAAUUAUUCUCACUUCAGCUAAUAACAUGUUCCAACUAUUCGUAGGCUGAGAAGGCGUGGGGAUUAUAUCUUUUCUACUAAUCGGCUGAUGAUACGGACGAUCUGAUGCUAACACAGCAGCACUACAAGCUAUCCUCUAUAAUCGCAUUGGCGACAUCGGCUUUAUCGCUACAAUAGCUUGACUGAGCCUAAACAUAAAUUCAUGGGAAUUUCAACAAAUCUUUAUAACAAAUAACAACAGCAUUAUCCCGCUGCUAGGUCUUUUAAUUGCAGCCAUAGGUAAAUCAGCACAAUUUGGCCUUCAUCCAUGACUUCCAUCAGCUAUAGAAGGCCCCACUCCAGUUUCAGCAUUACUCCACUCAAGCACAAUAGUGGUGGCAGGAAUUUUCCUUUUAAUUCGUUUUCAUCCACUGAUAUCUAAUAACAACAUGGCCCUAACCAUGAUACUCUGCCUAGGAUCAAUUACCACAUUAUUUACAGCAAUCUGUGCUCUAACUCAAAAUGACAUUAAGAAAAUUGUAGCCUUCUCUACAUCAAGCCAGUUAGGACUUAUAAUAGUUACACUAGGAAUCAAUCAACCAUAUUUAGCAUUCCUUCACAUUUGUACUCACGCUUUCUUUAAAGCCAUGCUAUUUAUAUGCUCUGGAUCAAUUAUCCACAACCUAAAUGAUGAACAAGACAUCCGAAAAAUAGGGGGUCUCUUAAAACCCCUACCAUUUACAUCCUCUUGUCUUAUUAUUGGAAGUUUAGCUUUAACAGGAGUUCCAUUUCUUACAGGUUUUUAUUCAAAAGAUCUAAUCAUUGAAGCCAUAAACACGUGUUAUACCAACGCCUGAGCCCUUCUAGUCACACUUCUAGCUACCUCUCUAACAGCUGCUUACAGCCUACGAAUUAUCUUCUUUGCUCUAAUAUCAAAACCUCGCUACCUACCCCUAAUUACACUAAACGAAAAUAACCCCAAACUUAUAAACCCCAUUAAACGCUUAGCCAUAGGAAGUAUAUUUGCAGGAUUUAUCAUGACAUACAACAUCCCAACUACAUCUAUUCAAGUAAUAACUAUACCCUGAUACUUAAAAACAACAGCAAUCUUAGUCACUCUAAUAGGAUUCACUAUCGCUUUAGAACUAAACAACCUAACAUAUAAUCUAAAAUCAAAUACAUCAACACUAACAAACUUAUUCUCCACAUCACUAGGGUAUUUCACCCUUAUCUUCCACCGCUUAUUACCCAAAAAAUUCCUAACUAUAAGCUUUAACACACCCCUAAACAUACUAGACUUAACAUGACUGGAAACUUCUAUCCCCAAAGCCAUCUCAUAUAUAAAUCUCACAGCCUCCCAAAUCCUUGCCAACCAAAAAGGUUUAAUUAAACUUUACUUCAUAUCCUUCCUCAUUACUCUCCUUUCGAUUCCUAUUUUACUAAUUAGUUUCCACGAGUAA
Messenger RNA from Mesocricetus auratus (golden hamster), 1821 nucleotides. The record is from the annotation of a RefSeq genome assembly. NCBI's taxonomy places the organism in Eukaryota, Metazoa, Chordata, Mammalia, Rodentia, Cricetidae.